UAAUAAGGAAGGGUGACCUGGGGAGGAUGCAGGGGCGCUGAGAAGAACCGCAUUCUCCUUUUUGUAUUCCCUGAGAGAGUCAGGGAGAGGCAUUACAGUCCCCUAGAACAGCCAGUCCCCUCCCAGUCUCCAAGACGUGGACAAGACAGAACCCAAGAGGAGGCAGCCUCAGCAUGGACGGCAGUGCCAGCCCCAUGCCCACCCCCAGGGCACUACCAUACUAUGUGGCCUUCUCUCAGCUGUUGGGCCUGACUGUGGUGGCUGUGACUGGGGCCUGGCUGGGUCUGUACCGAGGGGGCAUUGCCUGGGAAAACGUGCUGCAGUUUAACGUGCACCCCCUCUGCAUGGUCAUUGGCAUGAUCUUCCUGCAGGGUGAUGCCCUGCUGGUUUACCGCGUCUUCAGAAAAGAGGCCAAACGCACAACCAAGGUGCUGCACGGGCUGCUGCAUGUCUUUGCAUUCGUCAUUGCCCUGGUGGGCUUGGUAGCUGUGUUCGACUAUCACAAGAAGAAGGGCUAUGCGGACCUGUACAGCCUGCACAGCUGGUGUGGGCUGCUUGUCUUUGUUCUUUACUUUGUACAGUGGCUUGUGGGCUUCAGCUUCUUCCUGUUCCCUGGAGCUUCAUUUUCUCUCCGGAGCCGCUACCGCCCUCAGCACAUCUUCUUCGGAGCCACCAUCUUCCUCCUAUCUGUGGGCACAGCCCUGCUUGGCCUAAAGGAGGCGCUACUGUUUAAACUGGGGUCCAAGUACAGCACAUUUGAGCCCGAGGGGGUCCUGGCCAAUGUGCUGGGCCUGCUGCUGGUCUCCUUUGCUGUGGUUGUGGUCUACAUCUUGGCUCAAGCCGACUGGAAGCGGCCUCUCCAGGCUGAAGAGCAAGCUCUUUCCAUGGACUUCAAGACCCUGACUGAGGGAGACAGCCCCAGCUCUCAAUGAGGGCUGGUCCUCCUCGGGGGCUUGGCAGGGGUGGCUCUUCCAUUCUGUGGGGUUCCCAUAGGUGUCUUUUUGUUCACCCUUACCGAGGCUGUCUCCAUGUCCCUGGGCAGAGGAUGGGCAGCCUGGGUAGGGAAUAGGGUUUGUUUUAGCUAGACUCUAGGUUAGGGUUUGUCCUGUUCUCCCUCCUCCCUUGCAGCGAUAGCAGUAUCGCAUGGCUCCUGUGAAGGCCUGCAGGAGACCUGUGCCCCUGUGCUGCUCCUUCAAAUACGGAAGGCUUUGGGGGUCAGAUGGUGGCAGAUCCUUAGAGAUGCUGGAGAGUGGCUCUGCCCUUUCUCAGGCUGCAGAUGCCUGUAGUGAGGCCAGGGAAACUCCAGGGCUGAGAUGGGAAGGCUGGGAAGAGCAACGGCUGCUGCUUUGUAUAGCAGAGUUGUUGGCAGUGGAGCCAGUGAUGAUAUGUCUCAAGUAUGUUAGCAUUCAGAGAAAAGCUCCCCAAGAGAAGAGAGGGAGUGGCCCAGGGAAGUGCUGUGAUAUGUCUCAGCCUAGCUGCCAUCUUGAAUCUCCUAUUCCUUAACCCAUGAGCCGAGGGAUGGCUUUGUGUGAGUGGGAGGGAACAGAUGCACAUGGCCUCAGAGAUACUUGCCCUGGCCCCUGAGGCUGGCCUGCUUGGAGGCAGCAGCCUCACAGCUGCCUGUCCCAGGAUUCCUUUUGGCAGGGCCUGGGCUUAGCCCUGGUUUCCACUCAGGCCAUCUCAGGCAGGGUCCAGGAGGCCGAGGGCACAGACACUUUCUAGGUUUUUAAGCAACGAGCAACCUCAUGUUGCUCCACUAGGGGCUUCUGAGCUGGAGGCUGAGCCCCUCCCUUACCUGGGCCCAAUGUGCAGGGUGUUAGGAUCAAGACAGAAUAAGAUGAGGCCCAUGGUGUCUGCACAUCACUCCAAUCCCUAAUGUACUGUUAGCUGAGUCACUGUUUGGCUUUAGUCUAGAAAUAACAUGAUUAGAACAUUGAUCUUGUGCUUUCCUGAGUUUGGUGAAUAUAUUUCCUUUGUUUUCUGGACUUUGAGGACAAUUUUCUCUGACUGCUGACAACUUGGGACAGAUAUAGUUUACCUAAGGAAUACAAUAAAACAGACUCCUAUUGUUUUGAAAGUUGCCUUUUACCUUAAAGCUGCCUUUGAGAAACAGAUUGGCCAUCUGUCUCUCAGAUUUGUAAUGAUGAGCCUCCUCCCCCAGUCUCUUCCAUCUCUUCUCCACUCCCAGGAUGAUGCUUUGCUCCCAGGAUCAACUGUAUACCUGGCAAGAAUGGGGGUCUUAUCAAUCCUGUGAUCACUGGCAUACACACUCAAAUAUUUACCCAUGGGAAACUUGCCCUUUGACAAACUGCCAAUGUACAAUCAUAUAUCUCCCUUGCCAGGUUCUACAGAGAACAGGAACCCUGCAUUUGUAAUGAGACUGUAAACUGGUCUGUUUGCCAAAGUGUAUGCUGGAUGACUAAGGACCAAAGAUGACCCCAACAGAUGUGUGUGGUUUCAAUGUUUGCUUGAGCCAGUCUCCUGAUGUGCAACAGAUGAAUCAAUAAAUGUCUACAGCAGA
Messenger RNA from Dipodomys spectabilis (banner-tailed kangaroo rat), 2521 nucleotides. RefSeq names its product transmembrane ascorbate-dependent reductase CYB561. The transcript is spliced from 6 exons. Gene Ontology annotation, cellular component: lysosomal membrane. The record is from RefSeq and is a predicted model, not a curated record. Gene Ontology annotation, molecular function: oxidoreductase activity. Lineage: Eukaryota; Metazoa; Chordata; Mammalia; Rodentia; Heteromyidae. The coding region runs from base 174 to 932 and encodes 252 amino acids.